CGCCUCGCUCGUCCUGGUCGUGACGACCCCAUGCGGGCCGCCGCUGCACUUCCCGCCCGAGCAGAUCUACUCGGAGAAGGUCACUGCGAAGAUGACGAACAUGAGCGAGGACAACGUGUGCGGGAAUAUGGGGCGUCGGUAUGGGACACGCUGCUGUUCUCGUACACGACCAAGGUCGUGAUGCUCGGGAACACGGCGGAGAGCCUGGAGACGGGCGACCUGCCGAUCGUGCCUGCGGACAUGCGCGCGACGACGAUCUUCCGGAACAUGCGCGGCGCGAUAAAACAAUACCACCUGCGUGUGCGCUCGUGGCGCCCUCGCCCGGGCACAGGCUGGGAGCUUGGAUAUCGUCUGCUGCGGGUCAACCUUUGGAGUGUCACGACGGUCGUUAUUGUCGCGAUGUUGGUCGCCGGUCUGUUCUACACGCCGCACUACUUCCUGCAGCGCGUCGUGCGCUAUCUCGAGAUGGAUCCCGAGAGGAAAGACCGCAGUUGGGAUGGGCAUACUGCUGCGGGUUGUUCUUCGCGAACGCUCUCACUCAGCUUAUUAUGGGUCAACUGUUGUCUUUGACUAUGAUGACAUUGCAGGUCAGGUUCAAAAUUCAGCUGAACUCGAUCCUCUACGCAAAACGCUUGUGCGGAAGGACAUCGCCUCAUCUGCUGGCCCCGCUCUCGCGGAGAACGGUGCCGCCGCCAGUGCAAAUACCGAAAACGGGGAGUCGAAGAGCGACGAAGACGACUUCUCAAGCAAGGCACAGAUCAUGACCCUGAUGACGACGGAUGUGGACCGCGUCAGCGAGUUCGCACGGCAGUUGUUCACGCUGUUUGGUAUGUAGUUUGCCUCAUGAUAUGGACGGGACAUGACCGUGUGUGC
Fomitopsis serialis is the source of this 873-nucleotide messenger RNA. RefSeq lists its product as uncharacterized. The transcript is spliced from 2 exons. The coding region runs from base 141 to 764 and encodes 207 amino acids. Lineage: Eukaryota; Fungi; Basidiomycota; Agaricomycetes; Polyporales; Fomitopsidaceae. The record is from RefSeq and is a predicted model, not a curated record.